Paramuricea clavata is the source of this 25232-nucleotide messenger RNA. Lineage: Eukaryota; Metazoa; Cnidaria; Anthozoa; Malacalcyonacea; Plexauridae. The record is from the annotation of a GenBank genome assembly.
AAAAGGGUCCCUAACGGCCACCAACCUCUCGGCGGCCCUGAUAAUACCCAACACUUUUCAAAACUGUUAGUCCCAUUAGUACAUUAGUACACCCUAAUCUGUUAGUCUAAAUGUUUCAAACAAUGUCUAAAUAUUUAAAAGUAUAAAAGUAUACAUGAGGGUCAUGCAAUUUCACUCAUCAAGGGUAUGUGACAUGUAAUUGCCAAUUUUCCAGACUUUAAUGCACUUUUUUAAGUCUUAAAUACACCCUAAAUUUUAAAUGGACCCAUAUUUGCUAUAUUAACCCUGAAGAUUUUUUAUUUUGGUAGGCUUGUUUUGAAGCCAACAGAUCAAUGCUUCUGUAAGUUCUGCAUUUCCUGUGAUUACAAUAUAACAGAUACAAUACAAUACACCCUUCUGGAAAGAACGUCAUCUAUUUUCUCUUAUAGCAAAUUUUGCAAGCUCUGUCACCAAAACGAGCGACACAAGACAUUAUGUCUUCCAAAAUGAGGUUUCGGUGCGUGCUAACGACGAAGUAGCAACGAAUAGAGAAAGGGACUUAAAAGCUCUGAAUGUCUCGGCCGCCUUAAUCGCGUACCACCCUUCUACUGAUGCAAGUAAGUGUUGGUCAAACUUUGACGCUUUUCUUUUCAAUCUUCUAUUUUUUAAUCUUUGAAUGGAGCAUGCACAUGUCACUUAGUCAUUCAGUUAUAAAAUACAGAUGAUUUACUUAACCAAUUACAGUUGAUAAGCUGAUGCAGAAAGUGGGAACGUUGAUGGAUAUCCGUGUCACCCCGGGAACUUGGAAGUCUGAGCGUGAAAUGAUUGGCAUCGUUUCUGAAGCUGAAACAGAAUAUUAUGGAGGUAAAGUAUGUGCAUUACAGUUGAUAGUAUCAGGGCUUUCAGCAGAGUAGGUGGCUGUGUUGAAUGUUGAUAAAGUUAAGGCAGCUGUGGGGAGUGGUCUAGGAAGUCUUAAAGUCAGGUAUAUUGAUGAAGAUAUAACAACACAACUGAUAUUUGUGAUGUUACUCUGAGUGUAUAUCCACACCGGGCGAGCUUGAAAAAUAUGCCCGGCCAUGGUGAGAUUCGAACCUACGACCUUUGGAAUACUAGCUUUGUAACCAAUUAGCCAUUCCGAAACUGCCUCCUCCACAGGCCCUCGUUGUGUCAUGGGAAGAUUCCGAAGUUGAUGAGUGGACUGGGGACGAGUGUUAAAAAGUGCCCAAAUUAAGAAAUGAACCAAAUCACUAAAAAGACCACCUCAAAAUUAGUAAGUAUACAAAGUUUGAAGACGUUUACAUGAAUAUCCUUCGAAUAAUAAGCUUUCGAAAAUCGUGAUAUUUACUAUGAAAUGUAUUGUAAUUUUUGUUUUUGGGACGUGCGUCCCAAAAAGAAUCUUUUAAUCAGCAAUUUCACAAUUUUCGAAAGCUUAUUAUUCGAAGGGGAUUCAUGUAAACGUCUUCAAACUUUGUAUACUUACUAAUUUUGAGGUGGUCUUUUUAGUCAUUUGGUUCAUUUCUUAAUUUGGGCACUUUCUAACACUCGUCCCCAGUCCUCUCAUCAACUUCGGAAUGGCUAAUUAAUAGUGUAUCACUUUUAUUCUUUAACACGAUAACUUCCAGAUUUAAUUAAAGGGUAUGGGCAAUGAAAAUUGCUUCAUCUAUCUUAUUGCUUCAUCUGAAAGAGCAUGAAGAAAUAAGCCGAUUGGCCGUUUACUGCUCUAUUCUAUCUCAUCUGGUUCCGAAGUUAUACGCAAAAAUGUGCAAAAUAUAAAUAGCUGAUUCAGCACAAUGUGUGACGUCAUAAGCUGGGUAAGUAUGUUUAUUGAAUAGUAAACUAAAGCAUAGCUGAGUUAUUAUUGGCUCAAAUCAAAUGAAAUUUUGCAUACAGAUAGUACAUGAUGAGACGCAUGGGAAAAUACUUCUACUUUCGUUGUCAAGGCAACACAGUCGUUCCCAGGCCCCUUACACUGAUUUUGAAUAACUAGUUGCAUUUCUCUGUGUGUAUGUCAUUUUCGAAUUAUUAUCAUGCAAGUAAACUUUCGGCAUGCAUAGGUAUCGUACACAUGCUUCUGAUAUUAUUUUAUUUUUAUCAGUACCUUGAACAAAGCUGUUUUAUAAAAUUGGCGCAAGGGGCCUGGGAACGACAUUGUUACCUUGGCAACAAAAUUAGAAGUGUUUUUCCAUGCGUCUCAUCAUGUACAAUCAGUAUCCAAAAUUUCAUUUGAUUUGGGCCAAUAAUAACUGAGCUAUGCUUCAGUGUAGUAUUCAAUAAACAUACUUACCCAGCUAAUGACGUCACACGUUGUGCUGAAUCAGCAAUUUAUAUUUUGCACAUUUUUUCGUAUAACUUCGGAACUAGAUGAGAUAGAAUAGAGCAUUAAACGGCCAAUCGGCUUAUUUUUUCAUGCUCUUUCAGACGAAGCAAUAAGAUAGAUGAAGCAAUUUUCAUUGCCCAUACCCUUUAAGAUGGCAAAUCUGUAAAACAGUUUUACGAAAUAGUAUGUGGUUUUCGAAAAUAACCAGGUAGAGGAAGGAGAGCAAAAUUGACACUUCAAGUACAAAACAAAGUAAUUAACCAGCGGAACCAGCGUUGAACUUUGCGGCAGCCGCCGGAGCUCCAGUGGACAAGCGAGUUCUGACCAGCAUACCAACAAUGAUGAGGCAUGGUAACUCAGAUACGAUAUAGCUUCAUCCUGGGAUAAUGCAUUUGGAGGAUUGCCUCAUUAUGCCAAAAAAUUCACUGAGUCUGUGCAACAAAAAGAUAGAAACAAGAUCGGACUUUAUCCAAGGCUCUGGACCAUAUUUUGAUUCACUAUGGGUGAAUUGCCUGCCCCUAGACAGAUUUUUGUAACCAAUUAACUAACCUACUGACCAUACUGUUAAACACCAUAAUUUUAUUUCCCAGCUGUUGCUUUCGGAGACACGAGUCGUGUGCUCAAUGGUACAGAAUUGCCAAUGGAUCUAAGAUAUGUUAUCCGGCUACCGGCUCAACGCUGGCUCACAGAUCGAACAUAUCCCUUCUUCCGUUUACGAGAACCUCAGAAGAGCACAAACAGGUGUGUAUGCAUAGUUGAUAAGUUAGCCUGUGCGCAGUCCAGGCGUAAUAAGGGGGCCAUGCAAUCGAAGUGUACGACAGCAUUUAGCUUUCAUAGAGAACGUAUGGCACCGCAUACAGUGUGAUAAACCAGUGGUGGAUCCAGCAGUUUUUUUUUUUUUUGGGGGGGGUGCUAAAAAUUUUAAAAUUUGGGUCUCUGAAAUGGCAUUUCCAGCAUUCUGAGAAAACAUUCUGGAAAAUUUUUAGAUUCGCAAAACAUUUCAAAAUUCAGAAUAUUUAAUAUUGGCUAUUCCGCUAUUGUCAACUAGUGAUACCCAACUGAAUUCCUUAACAUAAGUUGGUUAGAAUUAGGAUAAACGUCAUUUUUGCACCCCCCCCCAUGCACUCCUGUUGACCCGAGCCUGGGAGGCUGCGCACCCCACCCCCCCGCACCCCCCGCCCCCCCCGCCCCUAAAUCCACCACUGUGAUAAACUUCAAACUUGGCACAAGACAAACUCGACUUGCAACACCCUUUGACUUGGAAUUUUAAAAAAAAUAAGUAGAUUUAUACUGGCAUUUCAGUGUAUGGGAUGACAAAUACUUCCUGCAAGCUAUAAGAAAACUUGCAGCAAAGAUAUAUUGUUAAAACUUCCCUGGUAUAGUGCUUCCGAUGCAUGGCGCUGCAGCACUGUUAAGUAAUAUGUUUUUUUUCCCACAGUUUGUAUUCCAGUCGUUUUGUUUUUCUUCAAUAUGCCUUGGACGCAUCAAUUGCACAAACUAUCUCCAAUUCAAGUUCUCCACAUGCAUUUAUCCUCAAGGUAUUAACAAAACAUUUUCCUUUGGUUUUUGAGUGGAAGCUGCAUGGUCAGGUUCAAUAUAUUUCUUUGAGCUAGUUGUAACAUGGAAGGGCAGUGCAUGCAGAAAAGAUAUUGCAAUGUAGGUAGUAUUUUCCAAUAAGUGAGCCAAUAAGCUGCAUCGUGAUCUUGUUUGUGUCUGAACUACCUGAAAAAGUUAUAUCAAAUGUGGUGGCCAGUGUAGGUAGUAUUCUACAAUAAGCUGCAUGCCAUGGUUUGUGUCUGAACUACUUGAAAAAGAUAUAUAGCAAACAUGGUGAUCCAGUGUAGGUAGUAUUCUACAAUAAGCUGCCAUGGUUUGUGUCUGAAUUACCUGAAAAAGAUAUCUCAAACGUGGUGGUCCAGUGUAGGUAGUAUUGUACAAUAAGCUACUGUUGUUUGUGUCUAUUGGUAGAUUAGAAAUAUUUAUUUUUCUCUCUUCUUGCCAUUUCCAGCAAUUUCCAUAUCCAACUUAUCGUAAAGAUUACUUCAAUACAACUGUCGCGGGGUUUCUGCCACUUUUACUCACGCUGGCUUUUAUCUACACUGCUAUGAUGAUAGUAAAGGUAGGUACAGUAUUUCAAUGCCUGAUUAUUGAUGGCAUAUACAAAGUAUUCGCCAAAAAGGCGUACUUUAUAGUCGCAAACCGUGAGCUAUAAGGUAUGCAGAGAACAGCCUGAACAGACAUACCUUACAGCCGGCCAUCUUCUGCAAAUAUUCCGCAAAUGGUCUAAAAUUCAUCUUUCGUAGGAAUUGGUAUAUGAGAAACAAUGUCGUUUGAAAGAAUCCAUGAAAAUGAUGGGGCUAUCCAACUGGAUCCAUUGGCUUGCUUGGUUUACCAAAUGUUUUCUAUUUUUGUUCAUUUCUGUUUCUCUUGUCACUGCUAUCCUGUCGGUAAGGUUUUGCGUUUCAAUAAUUUUUCCUCAUAAAGAUAGGCAAUUAGCCUUUACCCAAAAGAGAUCACAGUGCAUUCUGGAAUCGUUUGGAGGGACAAAAUAUAUGGUGACAGGCGUCGAAUAUGUGAAAGAGUAGAAGCAUCUACUAUCAAAUAUCAACUUUUUAGACGACCAAAAAUGAAAUAUCUCCUUUUUACAUUAAACAUUUAAUUUAAGCGACUAGACCCAGGACUUUGGGAAAUGGCUAAUUUGCAAUAGACUUGUUUAGAACUAGCUCCUUAAACCAAGACUUAUUUCAGUCACCACUUACUUAGCGCCUUGUAUAAAUUAUCCUAAUGUAAAACUUGGAGACACAUAGUCCUGAGAACCACGGUCUUAGCUAAGUUUUAAGAUUUUGGGUGUUUCUAAGGCGUGUCCAGUACCUGCCUGGUUCUAUGUGACAUGACCAAGUACCAGGCCAAUAUCACACCGACAUUACAACGAGUUACUAUAGAGACUAUUUGGGCCAUUAUAUUUUGAUACCCAAUACAGUUGACACUAUACACGUAUAUACCUAACAUAAAACAUAGAUCACUUUACCAAUUCCCACCAACUAGAUUUUACAAACUUUCUUACGACGUAAACAGAAGUAAAUCCCGUCUGUUCUAGGGAGUAACAUUUUCUUUUAUGAACCCGGUCUUAUCUUGCCUGUUUUUGCAGUUUUGGUUGCGCUAAGACCCUGCUGAGAACUGUCUGCAUGUAUUCAUUUUAGGGAGCAAAAAUAUUGGAACAUUCCGAUGGUUCUGUUGUGUUUGUUUUCUUGUUGCUUUAUGCCGUUGCUAGCAUAUUCUUCUGUUUCGCCAUGAGGUAAGCCCAGAUUUGAGGCAUUAUUUUGGAAAUUCCUUUAUUUGUUAAUUCCUAAUCACAAACUCAUUAUAUAAUAAUUCUCAUCAUAGUCUUUUGUGACAUGGUCUGGAAAGCUCAGUAAACUUCAAAUGGUUAUAAUGAGCUGGCAGUUUAUGUUGAUCCGUAUCUUACACGAACGAACUGAAACGUUGCUAUUGGAUGAUUCGUUCAUUAUACUGAAAUACAAUGUGUUCAUUGACCAUGCACCGUGCACAAAACUGCAUAAACGCGAACAAAAAGAUAGAACAAAGACUUUAGCGGAGUUUCCAAACCAUUUUUUGAAAGACUGUGUUCUCAUGAAGCCGACCAUAUUGCUUUAUUUUGCUCACAUGAUAAUAGUGGAGACCUUGUGAAGUAUAUUGAUCCUAGGACUGGAUUAAAAUUAAUUCACCUCUCUUUGAGUAGUGAUUUAUUCGUAGAAGAUGUCAUUUCAAGUCUGACUAUGAGGACUGGACUAGAUUUCCAGUCCUCGUAUUUUGAUCCAGUCCUCGCAUUUUGAUCAAAUUACGCGGACGGACUUGAAAUCUAGUCCAGUCCUCAUAGUCCGAUUUCAGAUGUUACUUCAAUUCCUUAAUUAAAGAUGUUGAAUUUGUACAGAAAUGCUUGAGAGGUCAUUUUAGUCCUAAUGCUUUAGUUUUUGGAUAUUUUCUGAAUUUGUUUGACAUUAAAAAACAUUUUGUUGAACUUCCUCAGUAAAACUAGUGAACUAUGGUGAACGAUCGUUCUCAUAUGCUGCACCGAAACUGUGGAACGAACUGCCAGAGUAUAUUAGAAAGAGUGAGACCUUGCCUAUUUUUAAAACCAGAUUAAAGACACAUCUUUUCAAACAAUAUUAUGACUAAGUUAUUAUCUUAACAAGAUUAUUAGCAAUUUUAUAGUAUUCUAUAUAGUUGUUGUUUUAAUAUUAUCAACAUACAUAACAUAAAGUAAUUUUAUAUUCUUAACGAGAAGAGCAUAUAAUUAAUUUUUUAGUAAUUUUAUAGUAUAGUAAUUUUAGUAGUCAAUUCAUGUACUAUGUUCUAACACUUAGUAUAUAUUUUUAACACUUAAUGUUAAGCGCUAUUGAGCUAUGGGAAAUGGCGCUAUAUAAAUGAAUUAUAAUAAUAAUAAUAAUAAUAACUUAUUUUUGUUCCUGUCUUAAAGUACACAUCUGUUUGAAAUUCAUUAAAGUUAUGUUGUCUUAUUCUUUCAGUGUAGUUUUCUCUAACGCUGUCCUUUCCAUGUUGUUUUCUGGCGCUCUCUGGUUCGUCGCUUACGUACCGUUCGCAAGUGUAUCGAAUGAUAACACUUAUGAAGGACUAUCAUCGUAAGUUUACAUUGACAUAAUUUAUACCAGAGACAGAUUAUCCGUUUGUGGCUAUUUUUUCCGAAAAAUCAUGUCAACCAGAAAGCGUUCAAAAUAUGUUUCUCAAUACGCUGAUCAUUUCUAUAUAUACUUUUUCGGAACUUUUUGGAAAAAAUUUCUCAGAGAAAUUUUCUUCAAGAGUCGAACCCAACCCUCACCCACCCUUCUCUAACCUUAUUCAGCAUUUCAGCUAGGGUUAGAGGUUACCCGCGCUCCUGCAAGAGGUAACGAAGAUAUAAAUAAAUAAUAGAAAAUAAAAUACACAACCAAGUCCAAAACCCAACAUCUUGAGAUAUAUGGAUUACAGCACUCUGAUGCGAAGAGCUAACUACAAAUUUAAUAUGUGUCUUUGCUAGGAUGAUGGUAGCCAAAUCCUGUCCACCAAUGUAAAAGCGAUGUUGGCGAAGGAGGCUAGGAUAAUGUAUUUCUUGUUUCUUUCUAGUGCUUCAAAGUCUGGUAUAUGUCUGUUGGUCAACAGUUGUCUUGGUAUCGGUGCUAAAAGUUUUUCUUCGUAUGAAGAACGCGGUGUUGGCGUACAGUGGAGUAAUAUUGCCGAUUCUCCAUCACCUGACGAUGAUUUUAGUCUUGCUCAAGUCUUUCUUAUGUUCAUUGUUGAAAUCAUCAUAUAUGGCUUAUUUGCAUGGUGAGUCAGGACUGUGUAUGCGCUUGCAAUCUGGGCUGUGUGAUGGAACUAAACUUAAUUUAUAUAGUGAAUACAGACCUAUUGGUACGUGGUUGAUGGUGAUGGUUGGUGAUGAUGAUGAUGAUGGUAGUUGGUGAUAAUGGUGGUGGUUGAUGAUGGUGGUAGUUGAUGAUGAUGGUGUUGGUUGGUGGUUGUCGUAAUAGUGAUGGUGACGAUACUGGUCAUGAUACUGGUGAUUAUGAUCAGCCUGAUUUUUAACAACUCAAAUAAAAUCAAUUCCUUGACAUCUUCGAUUCCUUGACAUCUACUACCAACAGCCGAGAUAUCAGUCUAGACAGCUAAUUUCCCUGUUUUUAAAGUACCAUCUCCCUAUUUGUCAAGGUAUUAUGAAGCAGUAUUUCCUGGAGAUUAUGGUAUCCCUCACUCACCAUGGUUCUUUGUUACCAAAUCAUAUUGGUGUGGCACAUCUACCAGCAAAGUUGACAGUAGUCAAGAACCUGCUGUAAGUUUGUCUUCGUGAAACAUAACUGGAUAUCUCAGUAUUGUAUCUUGCAAAGUCUCCAGUGUUUGGUUGAGUCCAAGUGGAAGCACCAGACUCGUGUGAAUGAGCCAAGAUUAUAAUCAGAAGUCAAAAUUAUGAUCAAAGGAGACUUCGAUGAUUAUCCCUCACAUGCCCUGUUCACAUUUCUCUACGGAACGUAAUUCUGCCAUUUUUGGCAGUGAGUUGUCUGUAUGGAGUAGGGUCAAGAGUUGUGUUUUUUCCUGCAGGCAUUGUCCAAUCUUCAUCUGAAAAACCCGGACUACGAAGAGGAGCCCACGGAUCUGGAAGUUGGAGUUUCCGUUUGUGAUUUGAGAAAGAUUUUUAGGGUACGGUAUGCGAAUUGUUGGUAUUUUACAUUUUAAAAAGAUAAUUCUCAAACUGACUCGUGGGCAAAGCCCGAAGGAAGUUAACACAAUAGCCUUGUUCUGUUACCACCCUAAUGCCCGUCCAUAAAUUAAGUCUCCUCCUCUGUUUAUUUUCUUCUUACCUCAUGGUUCGUUCGCCAAACAUGCGCUCGUGACCAAUAUGGUUUCAGACCCUGAGAGCUUCAGGUCUGAAACCCUCAGGGUCUGAAACUCUCAGGGUCUGAAACCAUAUUAGGAAUAGUGGAUUUGCGUUGGGUUUUUGUUGGCGCAAAACGUACCAAAUCAAAAGUUAUACAUGAAGUAUUCAUACGUGAACUACUUGUCAUGAGAUUCUGGAAUAACUAGUUUGGCGUUGGGUUUUGUUGGGCCAACAGAAAACCCAACGCAAACACGCUCUUCCUAAAUCGCGACAGGUAUAAAGUUACAUAACAUACAUCAUUCAGUCGUACGCCCGCAUUCUAAAAGCUCACUCACACUCAAUGAGUGGAAGUUCAAUCUGAACUUCUCUCGAGUGCCAUUGCUGUUUUUGAAUAGCGGGAGUGCUAGUGCCGUACCUUAAUACGUGACUACUCACCCUACAGCUAUUCAAAAACAGCAUUGACACUCAAGAGAAGCUCAGAUUGAACUUCCACUUAUUGAGUGUGAGUGAAUUUUUAGAAUACGGGCAGUAGAGUGUUUUGUACGCUAAUAUAUUACUUCAUAUAUUGAAAAGUGAGCAGGAAAAUUAACGUGUUAUCUUCUGCACAUCAUAUAGAGUUCCGUAGGUAAAAAGGUUGCUGUGGAUCAUUUGUCAUUCAACAUGUUUAAAGGACAGAUUACUUCCUUACUUGGACACAACGGAGCUGGUGUGUAUCCAACCUGUAUAUUGCAAGAACAUUGCUUAACCAAAUGUGAUCUUGAACUUACCCUGAACUACUUUGAACUUACCCAUUUUAUAGGUAAAACAACAACGAUGUCAAUUUUGACUGGUCUCUUUCCUCCAUCAUCUGGGACUGCUUACAUCAAUGGCUACAGUAUACUCACGGAUAUGGAGCGAAUCAGGGAUAGUUUGGGUCUCUGUCCACAACAUAAUGUUCUCUUUGAUAAGCUCACUGUGAGGGAACAUUUGAAAUUCUUUGUUAAUCUUAAGGUAGGUAGUUGUAUUUAAAUGGUUAUAUUGAGCUCCAAUUACCGAAUCAUGAUGGUGGUGAUUAUGAUAGUGGUGAUGAUGAUGGUGGUGGUAAUGAUGGUGGUGAUAUCAGAUGGUGAUGAUAGUGAUGAUGGUGCUGGUGGUGUUGAUGAUGGUCGUGAUGGUGAUGUUGAUGAUGGUGAUGAUAGCGAUGAUGGUGCUGGUGGUGUUGAUGAUGGUGAUGAUGAUGGUGAUGAUGGUGCUGGUGGUGAUGGUAGUGGUGUUGAUGAUGGUGAUGAUAGUGAUGAUGGUGCUGGUGGUGUUGAUGAUGGUGGUGAUGAUGGUGCUGGUGGUGAUGGUAGUGGUGUUGAUGAUGGUGAUGAUAGUGAUGAUGGUGCUGGUGGGGUUGAUGAUGGUGAAGAUGAUGGUGAUGAUGGUGCUGGUGGUGUUGAUGAUGGUGAUAAUGGUGAUGAUGGUGGUGUUGAUGAUGGUGAUGGUGGUGAUGGUAGUGGUGUUGAUGAUGGUGAUGACAGUGAUGAUGGUGAUGGUGAUUUUGUUGAUGGUGUUGAUAGUAAUGGUGCUGAUGAUGAUAAUGUGAUGAUGGUGAUGGUGGUGAUAAUGACAGCCGCUCGUUUUAUGAAAUAUUCUCUUUAAAGUAGAUUUCAACGAUAGAAGUUUCUCUGACCGACAUUUGGCAAUAUUUCAGGGUAAAUUUGGACCAGAAGCUGAACAAGAGAUUGAUUCAAUGAUUGUUGAUAUUCAGCUUGCAGACAAAGCAAACUGGCAGAGUAGAUUGUUGUCUGGUGGGAUGAAACGUAAACUGAGGUGAGUAAUACACCAAAUCAACCAAGAUUGGUGUAAGCACUUUGCUACCAGAUAAAAGCAUAUAGCUGGUGAAAGAUCAGAAUUAUAAGGCGAUGGUUUUAACUAGAAUCUUAAAAUUCCAGUUGUCAUCUAAAAUUCAAGUCAGUGGUCACUAAAAUAUUUUGUAAGAUGUGAAUUCCAUAUUCCUGUUUCAUCGUUUGUCAGCUAUCAGUUAAGAUAUUUCGUCAGUAUAAGAUACGAGCAUAACGCGGAUACCAUUUCUUCCUUUAGUUGCGCAAUUGCUUUGAUUGGUGGAUCUGAGAUCGUGUUCCUCGACGAACCCACUUCCGGCAUGGAUCCAUAUGCCCGCAGAGCGACAUGGGAUCUCUUACUAAAGUAUAAAGCUGGAAAAACUAUCAUUCUUACAACUCAUUUCAUGUAAGUGAGCUUCUAGAAUCUGAAUGACGCGCUGUCCUUUGGUACAUUUAGUGCAUUUCCCUUCUCGAUCUAGUUUACCAUUAUAAUUUCUCUUCAACUCCAUGUGGAAGAUGAGCGCUCCCGGUUUGAAUAUACUAAGCUAGGUUUUCUCUGGGUACAGUGGUUCCCCCUGUGGUAACACUGAAAGAGCAAGGGAUUGCCUUUACUGGAUCUCCAGGGAAAAUAAAUUAGAAAUGAUAAAGCUAUCCACUAAAACAGUUAGUUUUACCGUCCAUGUUAGUAAUUAUCUUGAGAAUUAAACAACCAUAUUGUUCCCGCAGGGACGAAGCAGAUUUUCUUGGUGAGAGGAUCGCAAUCAUGGCUGACGGACAGUUGAGAUGUUGUGGGAGUUCUUUAUUCUUGAAAAGCAGGUGGAUCUUUUAUUAGUUGCGACCAUACUUUUCUAGAGUGCCGCUAUUAUUUGCAACUGCCUCGCUAUUCUAUUCGAUUAAAAGCAAAAUAAACCUGACUAAUCAUUUUUCCAGGUAUGGCGUGGGAUAUCGUUUAACCCUCGUCAAAGCUGCCGACUGUAACGUAACAGCGACGUCAAGUUUGGUUUACAAUCAUGUUCAAGAUGCGAGAAUGGUCAGUGAUGUUGGUGCUGAACUUGCAUUUGUUCUGCCAAGUCAAAGUUCCGUGGGCUUUGAGCCUCUGUUUCGAGAACUGGAAGGUAAGAGUGGUCGGGUGUUUAAUGAAAGAUAAUGGUGGUUAUGAUGGGAUCAUGGUAGUGUGAUGGUGUUGAUCGUAAUGUGGAUAGUGGUGAUGAUGAUGGUAAUUUUGAUGAUGGUUGUGAUGAUGGUAAUAGUAAUGAUAGACCUGCUGGUGAUGAUGUCGUAAUGGUGGUUUUGAGAUGAUGGUGAUUAAGACGGUAGGGGUGGAGUUAUUUAUUGUGAUGAUGGUGAUCACUGCCUGGUGGUGGUGGUGAAGGGUAGUCCUUCCUGGUAGUGCUGAAAAUGGUGGUGGAGAUGAUGAUAAUGAUGGUGGUGAUGGUAAUGUAGGUGAUGUACCAGUGAUGAUGAUGGUGAUGAUCAUGGUUACCAUUAUGAUAGGUGUAAUGGUGAUGUUGAUGGUUCUAUCUUUCUUUGUUUUGAUCAUACAGAAGGCAAAGAGAAACUGGGCAUCAGUAGUUUUGGUGUGUCAGUCACGACUUUAGAAGAUGUGUUUAUUAAAGUGGGGGAAGGAAUGGAACAUACUGUUGAUGAAGUGUAAGUAUAUAAUAGAUUACCCCCAAUAGCCUGUUUUAUCCAAGAGGAAUCAUCCGGCCUAUGUGGCUCAAACUAGCUGUUGUGACGACCUUUUGAGGUAAAACAACUAUUCCUGCUCUAUAUGAUAUCUUUAGCAUUUUAUGAACCAAACCACAUUCGUGUUAGAUUACCCCAUCUUAUCUAGGAUAAUUAUCAGUGACCCAUUUGUGUCUGGUUAUUUUUCAGACGUGAAGCAAAAGAGGCUGACACUCAUAGUCUCGACAUUCUUGCUGAUCCAACAUUACAACUGGACCAUUCAGGUUGGUCAUGAAGGCUUUCCAAGAGCCAGCAAAGUAACUCCCUACAAUUCCAGUGACAGACAGUUAUUUGUGUAUUUUUAUCUAAUGCAACUACAAGGUGUAAAAGCUCGGAAAAAGCUUCUGGUGUCAUACACAAUCUCUAAACUCUGCCAAUUUUAUUUAGAACUGAUGACCGGCAUUUCGCUGAAGAUCCACCAAUUCAAGGCGAUGUUCAUGAAGAGACUUCUACAUUCCAAGCGAAACAAAGCAGCUCUUUUCACUCAAUUCCUUCUUCCCUUAAUGAUGACCUUGCUAGGUCUGGCCAUUGCUAAAUCUGUGAAACCGAUUUCAGACGAACCUUCAAGAAUGUUAGGUUUCAAGAAUUUGAGUGUGGACAACAAACUCACGAAUUCCAUGUUUGCAAGCUUUUCCUCAAAAAGCAAUCUCACGUUUCAGGUAGUUUGCUUUAAAUGCUUUUAGUCAUAGAUGAAGUUUUGGAAACAUGACAGAAAAAAUAUUUCACAGCACAGUCAGAACAUUUUCCCAAUGUUAUUUUCGUUGCUGUUUGUCGUAAUGGCCCGCCUUCGGGAAACAUGGCUAGGAAACAUUGUCUCCUGGUUUGCUUAUCUAUGGGAAACAUGGCUAGGAAACAUUGUGUCAUAGCCACUGAUCUAAUAGUAGAGGUCAUAGCCAAACUUCAUGAAAUAUUUGUAAGAGACAAUGUCUAUGGGCAGGAGACAAUGCUUCUUGUUUUGUCCACCUUCGGGAAACAUGGCGAGAAAACAGUGUCCCCCCCCCCCCUCCCCCUACUCGCUUAGGAGUGUCUAACGUUUAGCAAAUCAUUUCCCUCCUCAGAAAGCUUAUAGUUACCUGGAAGAAAAGCAGAAAAACAAACUGUCGGAUAUCACCAAUGAACUGCGCACACUCAAGAAUGAGAACAGUGGUAGCACAAUUUACAUUGACAAGGAAAACAAAACUGCGAUGGAUCCUAACAACUGUUGUGAAAUGCCCUUUCUGAUCAUCAACGAGAAAUGCAGAAAACAAGUAAGAUAUUUUUGAUUCCCUAUUUUAGAAUACGCAGUCUUCUGGUUGUCUGGAACGCGGAUCAACUUAUGAUUAAUUUUAUAUUGUAUAUUAUGUACUAUUUAAAACACGAGUAAGAGUGUUUUAUCAGAUAUAAAACGCGAGGCGCAACCGAGUGUUUUAUAUCUGAUAAAACACGACAACGAGUGUUUUGAAUAGCUUAAAAUACGACUACAAAAGAAUACUAAUUAGGAUGAACCGUAAUAUAAUCAUGCUAAUUAAGAUGAACAAUUAUAUAAUGCCACAUGUGUUUUAUCAAAUAUAAAGUCACUCCACCUGAUGUAUUAUGACUGACAUGAUUUGCCACAAGGUUUACGAAUUAUUAAUGAGUAUUUUAAAUUCAUUAAUUAAGUGGUGGGUUUUAGUAGGUGAUUCUUGCCACAGUGGCCUAUCGGCUGCAAAUUUUGUGACACUAACAAGUUAUCAAACUGAUUGUCAUGCUAUAUUAAAAGAAAAAAAUUCCACGGACUGAGAAUCUCAUAUACUUUCAGGAAUAUAACAUAAAAGUAAUUUAGGUAACGUGCAUCAGGGUCUGAUCCUAAGGUAAAUUUACAGAUGCCAAAAAAAUGGAUACUAUUAGGGGGCACUGCUAGGGUGAUCUGGUGCUCCCCCAGAAAGUUUUGAAAACCAAGUGUCUCAGAUUGACUAAAAAUGCAUUUCUGGGAACUCAAAAAUUUUCUGGGUUAAAUGGUCCUGUGGUCCGAUAUUUUUUCCACCCCUGGUGCCCAUGGUCGCAUUUUUUGCAGGUGCUUCUGGUUAGGUGUAAAUAAGUAUAUAAAAUUUACACUCAAUACCUUCAUCUACAAAACAACAGUAGUUCAAUCAAGUGAAAUGCCCCCCAAUAUCCUGAUAUUUCCCCUCAUACCUCACCAUGGCUCCUGACCUUAGCAUAUAUACAGCUCGAAACUGGACUCAGUAGCUCGGUUGGUUAGUGCGCUGAGCAAUGUAACUUGAAAUAUAUAGCUUGUAGAAUGCUUAAUUUUUUUAAAAUUAUUAUAUUGUGUAGUUAGCGCCUAACAACAGAAAAUGUACUCCAAAGGGUUACAAGGAAUGUGUCGACAAAUGCUUAAAGUAAGUCAGCUUUUCGUCUGUUUGUUCUCUUUGUUUGAUUUCAGUACUUCAUGUAGGAAAUUUAUUGUUUUCACUUUUCACUCAUCAGUCAUUCCCUUGUCGAUUCAUUCAUUGCAUGUAUUGAAUCACGAUAUAUAUUCAACUGCAGCUAACGCUGAUGUUUUGAAUCUUUUGCUAUGUAGCCUAGAGUUCACCGUGGGCCCGCGGUUGUUCGACAGCCAGUUAUAGCUUAACCCUGGGUUCGCCUAAAAUUCAAAGCAAACUUUUCAACAGCUUGUUCAUAAGCUUGGAAAUAUUUCUUCAGAAAUCUUGCGUGGGGUCAAUAGGAGGUUUUUUUCUGACGUCUUUGUAAUAAGUAUAGGUAAUCAUGCGAUGGCGAGCGCAAUUAGGGAUUAAUAGUACGAGUGAUGUUUGGAAAUUUUGCCAAAAUUGGACGAGCCGCUGGGGCAAAUUUCCAAACAUCACUCGUACUAUAUUAAUCCCUAAUUGUACAAGCAUGACAAAAUUGGAUACUUCUCAAUGUCAACAUCAUUCUCUCGCCAAAUCCCAGUUCUGCCACACUUUCGACCAACAUUUGGUGCUUUUGUUCGUAUUUUCAUUUGUUCUCUUUUUUUUGGUAAAGCAAAGUUGGUGCUUUUGUUCGUAUUUUCAUCUAGUUCCUCUAGGGUAAUUUCAUUUCACAUUUGUGUUUAAAAUACCUUUCCGCCAUUUUGUUUGUUUUGAGAAAAUCAUUAAAUGUACUGCAGUGCAAUUAAUGAAAUAAUUGUACUCCUCUCAAGCAAUCAGCAUCCAGUAAUUUUGUCAUGCUAAUAAUAAACAGAGAUACAAAAACUAAAACGGCGGAUUAACUUUUAAUCCAGGCUAAGCGCUAAUCCUGCUUUGAAGGGCCUGUUCAUAUGGGCCAACGAAAUCCCAAAGUAACGAGGGUACUACUUUCAGAAAUCAGCUUCAUGAAGAUAUUAAAAUAUUUGAUCUAUUUACAAUUUCAGCGAAGAUUCGUCUAGCGCCGUUUGUCCUCAACAUCCAAAUCAGACGAAGCCUGAUGAAUGGGAGACGAUAUUUGCGGAACAUGUGUUAAGAAAAAGUAAUCCUGGCGAAUAUUUCUUUGAAAAUAUUGCUGGAUUUUUGAUUACUGAUGAUAAAAAAACAAAUCAAUUAGUUUAUAACACCUGGUUCAGCAAUGAGGUAAUUAGCGAUUGUAAUUAAUAGAGUAGGUAUAAUUGAUUGAUUGGUUAAUUAUCCAUUAAUUGGGUUAUUAAUUGAUUCUGAUUGCUGAUUAUUGUAAGUAGAUGAUAGCAGAUUAGAGCGCCGCACCGGAAUCAUUGACUUGAUGACUAUCAACUGUCUUUUUAAAUUCACAAACGAAACAACUGUUCUUCUUUCUAGGCUCUCCAUACCAUAGCAGACAGUAUAAACGUCAUGAGUAACUUGAUUUUAAGAAGUAUAAACGACUUUUAUGAAAUCAAAGCUUAUAACCAUCCUCUGCCUUACAGCACAGAAGGCAAGGUAGGCACUAAACUAAAUUUACUUCAUUUUUACUGAUAUAUUCUCUUUUCGCUGCGAUUUCUACUGCGAUUUCUGCUUCUGAUGGAUGUGAACGAGUAGAUGAGUUAUAAAUGUUCUGAGUAUAUGUAUCCUCAUCAGAACAUUCACAACUCAUCCACUCGUUCACAUCCAUCAGAAGGAGAAAAUCACGCUUAAUAAAUAAUAAUAAUAAUUACAUUUAUAAUGCGCAUAUUCCAUUUGGGAUAUGUUCAUAUGCGCAUGACAAUUUGAUACGUAGAAUAUAAAAUUAGUUAGAACUAUUUAGUUAAAAUUAUUCUUUAAAAUUAACCUAAAUUACAAACUUUAUUUACACAUAGGAUUUCUUAAAUAAGUAUGUCUUUAAAAGUCUUUUAAAACUGUCAACAGAGCUAGCCUCUCGGAUAUAUGAAGGUAAGGAGUUCCAAAGCGUGGGUGCCGCAGAGGCAAAUGAUCGAUCACCUAACGUGGCCAAAGUCUUCACAGAAGGUGGCUCAAGAAGAAUUUCUCUGUUCGAUCUAAUAUUAUAGUUAGAUGGAGACUUAAUAUUUAUUAGUUCAAUUAAGUAAUCAGGUGCCAGCCCAUGCUUACGCAAAAAUUGAAAGUGUAAACGGGCCUUUAGAGCUGGCCAUAAACUGGAUGUAGACAAAUUUAAACGUUGAAAUAGUUAAAAUAUGAGCAGCCGAUCUUUAUCUGAUAUAAAAACUCGAGUCGAAAACGAGAGUUUGUAUAUCAGAUAAAGAACGGAUGCGAAUGUUUUAACGUAAUUAAAAAACGACCCAUCUGAUGAGUUCAUUGGCGAAGUAAUUUUAAAAAUACAUAUUGUCUAAGCCGAGAGAAUCAAAGCUGAAGUUUAUGUAAAUCAGGACAAAUCUUUAUCCGAUUUACAAACAUUGAUUAAACAUUCAUUUCUUUUGUAAUUUCCUUAUGAUUAUUAAUGAGUUUUUACCGAUUGUGACACACGCAUGUCUUAACCGAGAGCUGGAAACUAUAACACCGCGGAAAAACGUCUGCGCAUGCGUCAACCUUACCUGUAAUAGUAUUGCAAACUUGAUGAGAAGCUGUUCCGAACGUUUCCGAAGGCUCAAAAUGGCGGUAAAAAGGAGUGACUUCAUUGUGCGUCUUUACAGCCAGAUCUCGAGCGCAAAAAUAAACAUGUCAUUCUAAAAACUAGGAAUAAAUACAGCCAGAAGGUUCAAGAAAUUGUAUUGUACAAGAACAUGAACUAAAGGUGAUUGUUGACAAAUUUAUCGUCCGAAACAUUUUGUUUAUCAACUAAGCAACGACAAUUUCCGAAUUUUCGUUUGAGAUACAUUUCUUUAAAAAAAACUGUGUUCACAAUAAAAAAUUUUCGUGUUCACAAUAAUUAAACUUUAGGAUUUAUUCUACAAUUUGAGUGGGUUAAGAAGCUUAACUUUUCGAGAGUUUUCUUAACUUUUUAGUUUGAAUUUUUGUUUUGAAUGAUUUUGCAAAAAUUUUCGAAGUCGUGUCCGUUAAAAUCGACAAUUUUUUACAUGAAUUAUAUUUCAUUCCAUACUUUAAAUGGCAGGACGCUUUCAAUUAAUGUCUAGUCUACCCAUUUGCUAUAUUUUCUCGAAUGUUUUACUAAUUUUUGACCAAUUAAUAAGCAUGUUUUUGUUUUAAAAAUUGAUAUUCAAAUUCCCCGCCAUAUUUUCAUAAUUUGGUGCAUGCGCAGACGUUUUUCCGCGGUGUUGAAAACUAUGGAUUCAGGAACGGUUUCUCGGGGUAUUUCAGCUACCUGUUUGGUUGAGUCAAACUGGAAGUACUCAAGCCAUGUGUACAUUUUCUAAAUAAAUGCUUGUGUAACCUUUCUACGCGCUGAGAUAAUUCUGUUAUUCGUUUCUCUAAGGCUGACAACGUGAUCGGUGAUUUUUCUGCGCUGUUGCUUGCUAUUUUCAUCAACUUUGGUAUGUCCUUCUUGGUCGCUAGUUUUAUCACAUUUCUAAUUCUGGAACGCGAAUCCAAGGUAAAUAUUGUUGUUUACAUUUAAACAGACUUCAUGCAAGCGAACUCCAUCAGUUCUAAACUGUUCUGCACACACCUUCGUUUUACAGCCCUAAAAUUGAAGGGUGGGAUGGCUAGACCAAUGUUCAAUCAUCUCAUUGAAUGCCUAAGUGCGCGGUAGAGCGUUUUGUCACGAUUUUCUUCAGACCUUCGUUUUGCCAGCCAUCCCUCCCGCGAAUUUUAGGGUUUGCUCUCAGGCUACAUACUUGAAAGUCCAUUUAGGGUCGUGAGGUUAAAUUAUAAUCAGACAACUGAAAUAUAAUGUUUGGGAUCGAAUCCCGACUACAAAAGUAGACCAUUGUGGUAUCUUCAAAGUUUAUAUUAUAGUGUGAUAAUAAAAUAGAUACGAUUACCGGGGGGAGAUAGGUAAUGUCAAACUGCGGUGGUACUGGAUUAGUACUAGUCUUUUAAAUUAUUGAUUUAUUGUUUUGUAGGCAAAGCAUAUCCAGUUUAUCAGCGGAGUGGACACAGUGAGUUUCUGGUCGGCUACAUAUUUAUGGGAUUUCAUCAACUACAUGAUCCCAGCAACCAUUGUGAUUUUCCUCAUUCUGAUGUUUCAACUUGAUGCCUUUUCUGACACUGAAACUGUUGGAUCUAUUUACUUUUUGUUGGUAAGUGUCGUGGGCGCCUGUAGCCUUCCUUCUAUCCACACGCAUUAAAGGAAGGGAAAUACGUAGCAAACAUAGAUAUGUUGCUACCGUGUGAGUAAGUUGUUUUGUGUGUGUUUGUUAGUUUGUAGUUACAUUCCGGUUAUGAUUGAAAUUUCCUUAUAGAUCCUUCAAGGUCUUUCCGCAAUUCCGUUUGUCUAUUGCUUCUCGUACAUUUUCAAGACUCCACUAAUUGGUUAUUCCAUAACUGUUUUGGUUCUGGCCUUCCUUAGUCUGGUAAGCGUCCCAUACUACUAACUACAUCGUAUUCUAGAAAUUUUAUAUUUUUUCAACAGUGAUAUGCUGGCGAUUAUUCAUCAUUCCCUUUAUUCCAGGGACUGCUUAUUGCUGUCUUCGUACUGGACGCGUCCGAUGAAGCUGAUGCUGCAGAUGUCCUCAACUAUAUAUCCUUACUCAUACCUACUUAUGCGUAAGUCGAUUACAGAAUUUGUGACGAGUCCGGAGUUUGUGUUAUCAACAAAACUUGUUUAUCAAGGCUUGGGUUGAUACUACAAACUGAUGCUUUGAUACUUCUCCAUCUCAUGAGAAAACCGAUUUCAGUAAUUGUGUUAUUUUUUAUUUGGAAGAUGAAACAGCGGCCGCUUGUUGGAAGCCAUUUGUGUUGUGAUACAAUUUUUUGGUUUUGUGAUUUGGGUCUUUAUCACACGCAAUGAUGACACAGGCGCGACAUCCGUGUCCGUUUGCAACGAAUGGUCUUCACUGACUUGUAUUUACGUUUGUUUUAGGUUUUCAAGCAGUUUCCUUGAACUGAACAAGAAUUAUGGUUUAAGAAAACAAUGCACCGCAUCUAAAGGGUAAGUUAUCUCUAAACUGUGAGCUACUCUGUUUUACUGAGCACCGUAUCACGCAGUAGAUAUUGCUCAUCAACAGGCAGUUUGCAGAGUGAGAAAAUAAUGCUAAUUAUUAUUAUUAUUAUUAUGAGCGUUUGAUGGCAAAUAUAUAGAACAGAGAGAGAGAGAUUUGGUUUAAUGUUUGUUUUUUCUACAAUUUUUUUUUUAUUUAGCUUUGCCAACUAGGGCAGGGUCACCACAACAGCAUAUGCCAAUUACUGUGGGCCCUUUUACCUAACCCAGCCUGUCAACUUUCUCUGUGGGAGGAAACCGGAGUACCCGGGGAAAACCAUGCACGACUUUCGGCAGAGCGUUGACUUUUACGCUUUUCACAUGAGGACUGGGUUCGAGUCACAUUGAGAAAGUUCUCACUGAGGCUUGAACCUGCGGCCUUAGAGGUGAAAGGCAAUAUAUUUUUUAAGGUUUGAAUAAUGCUAAUCGUUAAAAAUUUGCGAAGCAUGGCUAGCUUCGCCAUUGGUGUGAACAUUCUGGAAGGGUAGUUGUCUCGUACGCCUAUAUGGAUACAGGCUAGAUCCUAAUCUGGUGAUCUACGCUUACAUGUCUUGUUUCUGUUUACUGAAACAUAAACUGUUUUAUCUUUUAAUAAUGUCCAUUGUGUUAAUUCAUAUACAGGGCUGAAAUAUAUUGUGCUAAUCUCGGCUUCAAGUACACUGAUCACGCUUUGAACUGGGAAGACUAUGGCGUUGGCAAGCAAUGUCUUUAUAUGGCCAUUGAAGCAGUUGUCUACUUUGCUUUGUGUUUACUUUUACAGGUUAGUGUAUUCUACUUCUUCAUGAUAUAAACUUUAAAACCCCAGUCACGCAUUGUUACAGGGGACAUUUCAAGAUCUAAAUCGACAAAAUAAAGGUUCGAUGUUGAGUGUCCAAAUAAGUUUUAAUUUAACUUAACUUAACUCAAAAAUAAAAUACAUGAUAGUGUUAGAAAAGCAUUGAACGUCACAUGCACUUUCAUCUUCGCUUGCUCGGGGCUUAACUCUCUUCCAUAUUUGCCGUGGUUUGUGUGUGAACUACGUGAAAAGAAUCUAACUUUGACAUUUCACGUAGAAGGCUCAAGUCAAGGGUUAGUAUUCGCUCGACGAAGCGUCGAAGUCUUUUUCAGGCGGUUCAGAAACGUAGCACGACAGUUUGUUGUGUAGAAUAGUACCUACACCAGAGCCCCAUGCAGUAACGCUUUCUUGUCCUAACAUGGUAUAUAAUGAUGCAAUUUAUAAGUAGAAUAAGUCCACAUAAUUUUUCACUGUGUAGGUGAAUUUCUUCGUCAGUGCUCGGAAACAGGACCAUCUUGCCAACACAACUAGCGAUGGUACUCCUGAGGUAUGUUUUAAUCAUAAUGCAUGAAUAACUUGAAGGCAACAUAACUUAGAACAGUACUUUGGUGAAAUAAUGGUUAGGAACACUAGAAAAAUAAAGGACGACUCUACUGUUUUUCUAAGGGCCGGUCAUUAUUUAUGGCGGGGGGUGGCACAAAAGAGAAAUGUUUUGCUUGGUAAAUAUUUUGCUGAUCCAACCAUUAAAAAGUCCAAAAAAAUAUUUUACCCAACCUCGAAUAUCAAUUAAAAAAUAAAUACCCACCCCUGACCAAAAACUUAUACAAAAAAAGGAUACCAGUGAAUUUGCAAUUUUCUGCAGUCUAAAGUUUCAUGUUGUCUGUACAUGUACUUUCUUUGGAGACCAUGGUCAAGAUAGUAACUCUGACUAAUUUACAUAUUGCAGUGAGACAUGCCUGUUCACAUUGCGUUUUAGUCUUUUUGUUUAAUUUAAUCUUAUUUUGUUUACCCAACUCUUUUUCUCUUCGGUGCCACAACCCCCACCCCCCCCACCCCCCAUAAAUAAUGACCCCUCCCUAAGGUAAACAGUUAAGUGCUGGUAGAUCUAGCCAGUACUAAUAAAGUUCAGUUUAGGUUUCAUUUUGAAGUAACACUGGACUAAUAUUGGAUGAUCGCUAUCGGAUAAUAACGGAGAACAGUUUCGAACUGAUAGAAAAACAAUAAAAACGUGAAGUUAAUCUGACACUCAUUUUAACUGACUGUUAACAAGAUAUUGUAGGAAGAAGUUAUUUCGCUGACAUUUCUUCAAGAUUGGUUUAGAAACAAACUUGGAAUAGGGUUAGGUUAGGGUUAGAGUUGGUGUUUGGAAUAGGGUUAGUGCAUGUUAAUAUAAAACCGUCGCUUUGUUACGUUUUGUCACUCUGAGGCCAGCGAAAUAACCUCUUCCGAUAUUGUAUGUAGGACUCAGAUGUCGCCGGUGAAAGAGAUCGUAUCAAUAAUUUGAAUCUCGAUACCCUGGAACAGGAAGCCAUUGUUUUGAAAAACCUCACAAAGGUAAGCAGGCCUUUGUUCAAGCACGUAGAUUGUGGGUAACAUUAGACUUUUUACAUUAGAGAUAUUAGACUGUCUUGAUGUAUUUCUAGGUGUAUCCUGGAGCAACGCGUACAGCUGUGGAUAAUCUCAGUCUUGGUGUGACCAAAGGGAACUGUUUUGGAUUGCUUGGGAUAAAUGGUAAUUUGUACCUCAGUAAUUAUGCUAACUAACUGUUAUUCUUGAACCUGGCAUUGUCCACCAGUCUUGCCAUACUCGCCUUCUCUGCAAUGUCUACCACUCCACAUCUUCUCAUUUCUUCAUUCCAUAAUGUCUUUCUGACUGACUCUCUCCUUAUCUUUUCUUAUUACAUGUCCAUACCAUCUCAACCUUGCUUCCUUCAUCGUCUCUGCAAUGUCUUCCACUCCACAUCUUUUUCUCAUUUCUUCAUUCCAUAAUGUUUCUCUGACUGGUUCUCCUUCAUCUUUUCUUAUUACAUGUCCAUACCAUCCCAACUCUGCUUUCUUCAUCAUCUCUGCAAUGUCAGACUGCGAAACCACUAGGAUCCAUCCCGUUUUCUAAAGUCCACGGCCUUUUUGUUUCAGGUGCGGGCAAGACAACAACGUUUGGAAUGUUGACAGGAGAGUUUCCAAUCUCAGCCGGAACAGCUUACCUUGAUGGCUACAAUAUCCAGUCUCAGUUACGAGAGGUGAAUACGAUGUCGCCUGAAAUCAUAAACGGCUGUUGAAAUUUUCUUUCGAUAUCUCCCACCGAAACAAAAUGUUAUUAAUCCUCAUCAACACUUGUUCUUUUUCUUAAUUUAGGUGCAACAACGUAUUGGAUACUGUCCUCAGGUAAUUUAUCUGUUGAUCCUGCUGCGUGUUCUAAGUUAUUAACGACUAGUUUGUAACAAGUUGUUAUCAUGUUGUAACAAGCCUAAUGGCCGUAUCAAAGUUGUUACAAAGCUUUCAACCGGGUGUCCUCCAAAAAACUGGACACUGUUUGAUUUCAUGUAACGUAAAAGCUAUAAAAGAUAUCGCAAUGAAAUAAAGAUUAUUGCAUUCAGAAAGGACUAACUUAGAUUUUGAUAUAUAGCAUUUGAAUUUACAUGCAAUAUUGACUGCGCUAUUUAUGUUUGAACGUUGAACUACUGUUUUUGAAACAAGCUUAUAAUAACCGAUGUAGUUAUACUUGUUAAAUAAUAAAUAUUUUUAUUUUGGUUUAAUCUCGCUCAAUAUUGCAUGCAUGUAGAUUCAAGUGUUAUAUAUGAAAGUUGAACGCACCCUUCUCACCAUGGAUAAUAAAAUAAAUGGAUAGGAAACUAGCUGACGUGACCUAAUGUUUUUACUGGGAUUGAUGGCGUGGUUGGAUGCCUCAACCUAGUUGAAAAUCAAAUUCUCAAAAACCGGGCAUGUUUAGCAAGAAUACAGCUAAACAUUUUAGUCAAAGAGCAAAUAAAUGUAACCACGCCAUUCUACGAUGAAAACUCUAAGUAUUCCCAGUCAAUUUUAGCAAAUAUUUCAAGCACUAAACAGUGAAAAAUACAUCGCAAAUUUCGUUAAAAUUUGUGACGCCAAUUUCGUAGCUACAAAUGUAAAAAAAUAUAAAACAAAGACGAAAACAUUUACCUUCAAUACUUUGUCGUGGCUUAGGCAUGUUUUUAAAACAAUUAGACCAGUUUACGCUUCAAAAUCACCCUUUUAAAGUGGAAAAUAUAGCAAAACAACAAAUAUGCCGAGAACUUUGGUAACAUUCGCAAUACGCGUGACGUCACAUUUUUCAACAAGGAUGCAGUCAAUGACGUCAGAAGUUUCCAAUCUAUUUAUUUUAUUAUCCAUGAUCUCACCAAGCUGUUAACUGCAUAUUGCAGGAAUAUUGCUGAGAUGAAAUGCACAUACUCUAACUGCAUUGAUGAAUAAUUUCCUAUCUAAAUGAACUGUCACCUUUGUAUAUUUGUGUAGUUUGAUGCUCUGAUUGGGAGCCUUACAGGCCGGGAAAUGCUUGAGAUGUAUGCUCACCUCCGAGGCAUUCCAUACGACAAGAUGGACGACCUUGUUCAACACACGAUUGAAAGCUUAAAUCUUGUAAACUGGGCCGACAAAAUGUGUGGAACAUACAGGUAGAGAAUCAUGCAUUAUUCCUCAAAUUUAUUAUCAAUUCAUUAACAAAACACAAAGAAAAUUAGCAGUGUAUAUCAUUGUUUUGACACCACUGUAAUGAGCAUUAGUGAAUUGACUUUCCCGUUGAAUAUCUCUAAAUUAUAUAUGAAUGUGUUUUGUGGGCCACUAGGGAGAAUGAGGCCCACCAGUUUUGAGGACCACUAGGGAGAAUACGUUACUGUAAUUGGUGUUACCCUCGUUAAAUAAAGUUUAUUGUAUUAAUAUAGUGGCGGGAACAAAAGGAAACUGAGUACAGCUAUUGCUCUUGUCGGAAACCCACCUAUCGUGUUCCUUGUGAGUAUAUGGUUUACCUUAAUUUUGAAAGGGAGGCCCCCUUGGUUUUGAAAAGGGGUCCCCUUCAUUUUGAAACGGGCUUGAUGUGCUUGAAAGCUCAUGUUGUAAGGAAUCUUGUGGUUGCUUCUCUCCUGUCUCUCCUGUGCUUUGAGGGUUUUCCUUCGGGUAAAGUGGUUUUCCCUCGCCAAAAACUAACCGUUCAGUCUUAGUUGUGAUGGGUCGUAUGGUUGUAGUCAGUGGCGUCGUAGUAAACUUGGUCACAUUUGAGCUUUGUCUUUCGUAGUUCAGCGCUCAGCGACAAGAAAAGUGAUCAGCGCCCCUGCCUUUACUAAUAAUGUUAUCUCCUGUGUAGGACGAGCCCACAACAGGUAUGGAUCCUGGAGCCAGACGUUUCCUGUGGAAUUACUUGACGUCUGUUAUCCGUGCUGGAAGAUCUAUCGUUCUCACUUCUCACAGGUAAUAACCUGCGUGAUCAUGUGUUGAUGGUGAUGACAGAUGAUGAUGUGGUGAUGAGGAUGACAGAUGAUGGUGGUGGUGAUGACAGAUGAUGGUGGUGAUGAUGAUGUGGUCAUGGUGAUGACAGAUGAUGGUGGUGGUGGUGAUGGUGAUGACAGAUGAUCGUAGUGGUAAUGAUAGUGAUGACAGAUGAUGGUGGUGAUGAUGGUGGUGGUGGUGAUGACAGAUGAUGGUGGUGGUGGUGAUGACAGAUGAUGGUAGUGGUAAUGAUGGUGAUGACAGAUGAUGGUGGUGAUGAUGGUGGUGGUGGUGAUGACAGAUGAUGGUGGUGGUGAUGGUGGUGGUAAUGAUGGGGAUGACAGAUGAUGGUGGUGGUGAUGACAGAUGAUGGUGGUGAUGAUGAUGUGGUCAU